CAAUCAUCACCUCGACCAUCACUUCACGGAAUAUUUCUCAGCCUUCACGGCCUUCACAGCCGCCAUACAUCUCCCGGCAUCGCCAAUCCGUGAAAGGUCACUUAUCUUGAAACAAUCUUGCCGAUGGCUCCGAUUCAUCUCCCAGAAUUGGCAAAAGCCAACUCUACAUUGGCAGUACCCAUCGCGGCCAUCUCCUUGGAGGCUACAUCGCCAGCCUGGCAUGUGCCCUUCACUAAGCGGGCACCUCCCGGCUGCUCUGGUUGGAAAUGCUUAAAUGGGGCCCAGCAGUUUGGCAUCGUCCUCAGCGUUGUGGUUACAGUGUUGACGAUAUCCUUCCUUUAUUGGUACCUCUACGUUAAACAAAGCAAUCGAGGCCAAACAACUGCGGAGGCAUGGCGAGGCACAUCUGGUAUCUUUGGAUCCACCUUGGUCGAAUCCAGAAUAACGAUACCCUUGCGAUCUAGCAUGGCAGAGGUGUCUAGAGAAGUGGCCUGGCAAGAGGGACGAGCAGAGCCAGAAGUAGAGCCGUCCCGGCAAUUCGGUCAGUCACGCAGCAGAAGCAGAAGCCGUGCCAGGAGAAAUUCCCAGAGAGUCGCUCAUAUCCGGAUUAUUUACGAAGAGCCCGACUCUCCAGCACCAUCACCAAUCACGAGGCCGCAGCAGGUACUUCUUCCACCACCACCUCCACAUUCCAUCCCACACCUACCUUCUGGGGGUGGCAUGCCUCCAGGAUUGGGCAUGCCUCCAGGAGCUGGCAUGCACCCGGGAGCAGGCAUCCAUCCUGGGGUGACAAUGUACCCUGGAGUGGGCAUGUACCCUGGCAUGGCCAUUCCGCCCCAGAUAUUCAUGCCUCCUGCGCCAGGCAUGGCUCAGCCAACCGCUGCGUCUUUCCAGCAUGGACCGCAUCCAAUGGGUUUCGCAAUGCCUCCACAGCAGCCACCAAUGCCGCCCAACGUUCCCCUAGGCCCUCAACCCUCACAGCCUUCCUUUCCUUCUUCAAAUUCUCAUCCCAAUGUCGCCACUCCCAGCCAGGUACCGCCUAUGGCCAAUAAUAAGGAUCGAGGGCAGCGGAGGGCCUCGCAUCAAGGCCAUCACCAGCAUCCUCCAGGGCGACGAGCAUCCUGGAUUAGGAGGGUCUUCAGCGUGCCGUCACCAGGCUAUUGUUCGACUGUUUCUGAUUCCGACUCGCCGCCCCCGGAGGUUCCUUCGCCGAGGCGUCCUCGCCCCCGUCGUCGGCGUGUCAGGCGACAGCGUCCGGAUAACAACGAUGCGAGCGAGACUGGAUGGGCGGAGGAGCGCACGAGAAGGCAGCAGGACGAGGCAAACGAAGAGGCGGAGCGGACGGGGGCCCUGCUGGUUGCGAGGAACCGGGCCGUCUCCCUGCAAGAGCGUUCUAGACGGUCACGGCAACGCAACGUCCAGCGUAGUGCCAGUGGAAAUGCCUGUUCGCGUUCUAGAAGGAACCGUCAGUCCAGGAUCUAUUCAGAUUAUGAGACCGACAAUUCGGAUGCCGAGCCACGUCAAUCGCUCGAAACAGCACGCAGAGCUUGCCGCCGACGGGCGCCACGGCCGACCUCGCAAAUAGAUACAUCUGGGACCGAAGAUUCUGGGCCGCCAGAUAAUCGAUCCCUCCUCCAAGUCUUGCCGAGCCUGGGGUUUUCUCCACCGCGACACCCAAAUCGGCAGCAGCUUUUGUCUGAUCUGGGAUCGCCAGUGCCAUCCGACAUCACGUACGGCUGGUCCAGAGAGCCUAGCAUGGGCAGUGGUACAAUUCGAAGCACCGCCACCACGGAUAGUGAGCCAUGCGAAACACAUCACCCGGGCGACUGUAGGUGUGGAACGCGCAGAGCCCCAAGGGUUCAUCGCAAUUGAGGCCCAGAGGACCCUGGAGCUAUCCAUGCCCGGAGGCGAGCCCCUAGUUCUUGCUCGGGAUGACAUGAACUUGGCGGUCUAACUUUUCAGUCAACUUGCUUUUUGCUCUCAUUCCUUGUUCUUCUUUCCCCCCAUCAAAGCAGCGACGAAACGCACAGGGCUGGGCGCCGGCGGCGGCACAUCAGGGACCAUGCCGAGAAAGACGAGCAGAGUCUGCGCCUAGAGCCACUCAUUGCUCUACUGGGGGUCCUCGCAGCAGCUUUCUUUCUCUUUUUGCGAUAUUGUUGCACCGAGUGACAGGCGACUCGGUGGUAACCCAAAAUGAAUAAUCAAGGCUCAUGUAGCCAAAGAUGAGAAGAAGCCAAUAGGGCUAAGAUGGGGCACACGACGGAGGCCAGUGUAUAGGCCACCAUGAAGGCCACUGCAGGCCGCUUUGCUGGACACUUUAGAGGCCAUGAGAAAGA
Phialemonium atrogriseum is the source of this 2336-nucleotide messenger RNA. RefSeq lists its product as uncharacterized. The transcript is spliced from 2 exons. The coding region runs from base 124 to 1872 and encodes 582 amino acids. The record is from RefSeq and is a predicted model, not a curated record. NCBI's taxonomy places the organism in Eukaryota, Fungi, Ascomycota, Sordariomycetes, Cephalothecales, Cephalothecaceae.